Esox lucius (northern pike) is the source of this 2196-nucleotide messenger RNA. It is a transcript of the gene rpusd2, whose product is annotated as RNA pseudouridine synthase domain containing 2. Gene Ontology annotation, biological process: pseudouridine synthesis. Gene Ontology annotation, molecular function: pseudouridine synthase activity; RNA binding. The record is from RefSeq and is a predicted model, not a curated record. Lineage: Eukaryota; Metazoa; Chordata; Actinopteri; Esociformes; Esocidae. The coding region runs from base 182 to 1840 and encodes 552 amino acids. The transcript has 3 exons.
UAGUCAUAGAAGAAAGACCCCUAAUUUCAUUGCAGCGUGUGUGUUUGGUGAACACUUAUUUACCUCUCAGUCGGAUAAUUGUUUUUGAAGAAGUGCUGAUCUCUGUAGGCAAAAACAAACGCGAAAUAACAUCUGAUAAUGUAACAGAACAAUCACGUGCCGGACCUUGCAUUGCAAACCCAUGUUACAAAUUAGAGAUGCACUUUGGAAAGUGGCAAAAGAACGUAUCUCGGUGAAUGAGUUGGCAUCUAGAAUACUUUUGCGUAAACAUAUAGUAAUGUCAAAAACAAUGGCGUCGACAGAAGUUAAAGGGGAGUCAGAAGAAAAUAAACCCAACACCACGACAGCCACUUCUGUCACGGACGUCAACGAGUUCAGAGAGACUGCUAAACGUAAGAGCGAAGAGGAGGAUUACUCAGAGAAAAGUAAACGUGGAAAGAAACACCGAGGAGGGGUUGGAAAGAAACAACUUCGUCCAGGAGAAAGAUAUAUUCCUCCCCCUCAAAAACGCAAUCCCGGAGUGAGCUUUAGCAAAGAGCAUUUUGAUGAAACAACUUACUACUUUGAAGGAGGUCUACGCAAAGUGCAUCCGUACUACUUCGACUUCAAAACGUAUUGCAAAGGACGCUGGAUUGGGAAAAGUCUUCUCGAGGUUUUUCGCAGUGAAUUCCGAGCUGAGCCUUUGGAAUACUAUAUUAGGGCCUCAAAGCUAGGACGGAUCCGACUCAAUGAGACUCCAGUGGAUGAUCUCUCCGUAACGCUCAGGAACAAUGACUUCCUACGGAACACAGUGCAUCGUCACGAGCCACCUGUUGUUGGACGUCCCCUGGAGAUAUUGGAAGAUAACGGGGAGGUGUUGGUAGUUGACAAGCCAGCCUCGAUGCCGGUCCAUCCCUGUGGGCGCUUUCGUCACAACACGGUCAUCUUCAUCCUGGGAAAGGAGCGAGGUAUAUGUGGUCUUCACACUGUGCAUCGUCUCGACCGCCUCACCUCUGGUGUUCUGCUCUUUGCCCGCACUCUGGAAGUGUCCCAGAAACUGGACGUGUUGGUGCGAGACAGACAGCUGGAGAAGGAGUACGUCUGUCGAGUGAAGGGGGAGUUCCCAGAGAGUGAGAUCACCUGUGUGGAGCCCAUCCUGGUGGUGUCCUUCAAGGUCGGGCUGUGCCGGGUGCACCCAAAGGGCAAGGAAUGCCGUACGGUCUUCAAAAGACUCAGCUGGAACGGCCAUUCCAGUGUGGUGCGCUGCCGCCCUGUCACCGGCCGCACCCACCAAAUACGCGUCCACCUCCAGUUCCUGGGCCACCCUAUCGUCAACGACCCCAUCUAUGGCUCCUCCGCUUGGGGUCCUGAAAUGGCGAAGGGAGGCCUGGUGGGCAUGAGCGACGAGGAGCUUCUCAAAGCAAUUCUGGAGGAGCAUCGUUCCAAAGAGAGUCUUCAUCUCCUGGACGUCCCAGACGAGGUAGCGGUGAGCGACGCGCUGUCCGACGCUUGCGGUAUGGGUGCGCGGACUCCAAGACCAGAACCGUCGUCGGAGGUUUGCAAUUCUGUGUCGAGCGACUGUGACGGGAAUGACAUAGACCAAAGCGCGAAUCGGGUCGCUGUCAGUCCAGCCUCGUCUGAGGCAGUACCUGGACAAACUGAAGGAAGUGGGGAUAAAUCUUGUAACUCAGCUGCUACAAAUGCGAAAGACCCUCUGUGCAGUGAGUGUAAGAUUGUCCGUCCGGACCCCACUGAGAAGGAGCUCAUCAUGUACCUUCAUGCCUUGCGCUAUAAAGGACCAGACUUUGAAUAUACAACUCGCCUACCUGACUGGGCCAAGGAUGACUGGGUUGAGGACUAGGCUACUCAAGUGUUACUGUACACACUAAGUGCCAAUAGUUCACUGUAGAACUGUUUCAUGCAGUGACCACUGGAUGCAGUGUUCACAGUUGAUGUUUCAUUGAGUUGAACGUUUUACUUUGCACACUGAAACGUGAAAAAGUGUCGCUGUUCAUUUUAUGGCUCACAGUUCUGUUGUUAAUGUGAGAAAACAAUUACACCAUUCAUUUCCCUCUGACUUAGAGAGAUUUAUUGGACCAUACUGCUUUCAAUUGGAUUGUCAGUUUUUAUUUAAACAGCCAAGGAGAUUUGUUUCCUAGGGUUUUUGAACAGUGUCUAUAACAGAAGAUACAUUACAUUUUAAUAAAAAAUGUUUGA